Ceratina calcarata is the source of this 824-nucleotide messenger RNA. RefSeq names its product DNA topoisomerase 3-beta-1-like. The transcript has 5 exons. The coding region runs from base 300 to 824 and encodes 174 amino acids. NCBI's taxonomy places the organism in Eukaryota, Metazoa, Arthropoda, Insecta, Hymenoptera, Apidae. Gene Ontology annotation, cellular component: nucleus. The record is from RefSeq and is a predicted model, not a curated record. Gene Ontology annotation, molecular function: DNA binding; DNA topoisomerase type I (single strand cut, ATP-independent) activity. Gene Ontology annotation, biological process: DNA repair; DNA recombination; DNA topological change.
AGAACCUCCAGUUCCACCGUAGCAUGCACACCAUACCAUGGGCGACGAGUCGUCGCCGACGACACGUUAGCAUUGCAAGCCUAUGCUACUGGCAGUCCAUGAAGAAAUAGAAAGGACCUGACAGCACUUGAUAGCUAGUUUUCAAGCAAUGAUCCUAUGGUUUUGUUAAUACCUGUAAGUGGUUGACAUGUCAAGCGUGCAGCCUCGAAUAGCGAGCACCGCCGAAUGUGAUCCCGGAUCACGUUAAUUGCAGUUAGUAAUCUUCGUUGAAAGUAUUUAGUUAAGUAAAUCGUAUAAAAAUGAAGACAGCAUUGAUGGUAGCUGAGAAGCCGUCUCUGGCAGCGUCCCUUGCCAAUAUUUUAAGUAACGGCCGAUGCACUUCCAGGAAAGGUUUAAAUGGAUCGUCUUGUUCGGUAUUCGAAUGGAUAGGUCAGUUCAGGUCAGAGACAGUGAACUUUAAAAUGACCUCUGUAUUCGGUCAUGUAAUGACGUUAGACUUUAUUGGAAAGUAUAAUAAUUGGGAUAAAGUUGAUCCUGCAGAGCUAUUUUCAUGCCCAACCGAAAAAAAGGAAGCAGUUCCUAGAUUAAAAAUUCCUUACUUCUUAGGUAAAGAAGGAGGUCAUUGCGAUUAUCUAGUAUNGACAAGAACCUCCAGUUCCACCGUAGCAUGCACACCAUACCAUGGGCGACGAGUCGUCGCCGACGACACGUUAGCAUUGCAAGCCUAUGCUACUGGCAGUCCAUGUAUGUAUAGUCAAAGCGACUGUAGUAAAAAUAUAAAUCGCAUACAGUUAAUAACUUCAGAAGAAAUAGAAAGGACCUGA